GCAAUGUCUGUUGAGAGCGCGGAAAUGGAUACAAAGGAACUCAGGAAGUUAAUUGAAGAUAAGGCAAACGAUGCAAUAGAAAGAAUACAAACAUAUCGCGAUACAUAUCGAAGAGAGAUGGCUGAGUGUAAGCAGUUUGUGAUCGAUAAAGUAUCUACGUUUUUUGCUGAUUUAGAAGCACAAAGUCAAAAACAAGAAAUCAUGGAUGACGAAAUAAUUCAGAGGCUUAUAGUAGAACUCAUGGAACAACUCGAAAACAUAGAUACACUUUUGAGUGAAAUUCAUAUGUGUAGAGAUACACUUUCAAAACUAAACGAGAUGUUAACUGGAAAAGAUGAUUUUAACUGAAUUACACUGUUGUAAAUCUCUACAGGUGUUUUUUUUUGCAAGGCGGAGUGUGAGACGGUUAUAUAUCUCGAAACUAAACCUGAACUGAAGAGUUCAGUCAACUUUUGUUAAAUACUUCAUUUUUCCUGGAAAGUUUGCGUAAUUCUAAUAAAAUGUUUAUUCCGGAAAAA
Messenger RNA from Schistosoma haematobium, 518 nucleotides. RefSeq lists its product as uncharacterized. The coding region runs from base 25 to 348 and encodes 107 amino acids. Lineage: Eukaryota; Metazoa; Platyhelminthes; Trematoda; Strigeidida; Schistosomatidae. The record is from RefSeq and is a predicted model, not a curated record. The transcript has 2 exons.